AUGAUCGAUUCUCUGAGUUGGCAAGAUCUUGCCCAAGCUAAAAGAGAUGCACUUAAGAAUUCUAUCCCUAAGAAUUGGCGACUUGAACAGGUACCUUCUCCAGAACAUUUGCAGAAUGGAGUGGAAUUUGUUGAAUCGAAUUUAUCGCCUGAGGAGCGUCAAAUCACCGAGCUACCACUUGAGGUACUGCGUCCAGCGCUGCAAGCGGGGUUAGUUUCUUCCAAAGAAGCGACACUUGCGUUUGCACACCGCGCAGCUCUUGCCCAUCAGCUUACGAAUUGCUUGACUGAAUUUAUUUUGGAAGAUGCGUUAAGGCGUGCUGAUGAGUUGGAUAUUUAUCUUAAGGAAACAGGUCGUCCAGUGGGACCCUUGCAUGGGGUCCCUGUUUCUCUUAAAGACUUGUUCUACUUGGAGGGGACAGAUACCACGGUCGGAUUUGCUGCAUGGUUAAAUGAUAAAGCCAUGAUUCAGGAUGAAGCUGGUGUUGUGAAAAUUCUUCGUAAUGCAGGAGCUGUCUUUUUUGUUAAAACCAACGUUCCAACGAGUAUGAUGUGUGCAGAAACAGUUAAUAAUAUUUUUGGGUUUACAAAUAACGCCAUAAACCGUUUUUGCUCAGCUGCAGGGUCUUCAGGAGGCGAAGGGUCGUUGCUUGCAUUACGCGGAUCCCCGCUAGGAAUCGGCUCUGAUAUUGGGGGCUCGAUCCGCCUUCCUGCCAGUGUUGCUGGCGUUUGGGGCCUCAAGGUAACACCUGGCCGCUUUCCAAUUAUAGGAACACGGUCAACAGAUCCGGGACAAGUGUUGAUUCCAUCUGUGGUUGGGCCAAUGGCCAAUUCACUACAAGCACUGGAGAUUUGUACAAAAUUGUUGCUCUCAUCUCAACCCUGGCUCGUGGAUCCAUCUGUAGUAGAACUACCAUGGAAAAAUUGUGACCUACCCUCAAAUUUGGUCUUCGGUGUAAUGCUGAAUGACGGAAUUGUUCACCCACAACCUCCUAUUGAGCAAGCACUCACGCAAGUGGUCGAUGCGCUUGAAAGAGAUGGUCAUGAGGUAAUUUCUUUUUCACCUCCAUCUCAUUUCCAAGCUCUGACACUUUGGCUUGAAAUAAUGACUCAAUGCGCUGGCGAGCAAAUACAUGAGCUAAUCGAAAAGGCUGGAGAACCGCUGAUCGAAGAAGUGGCCGCGAUUUUUGGCUCAAAGAAAGGUGAACGGUCUGCUAUUUCUGUAGCAGAAGCACAUGAACAAGCAAUGGGACUUAAAGCUUACCGUAUGGAGUACGAGCGAGCCUGGAAUGAAACAGCACAACAAUCACGUUGUGGCCGAGCCAUGGACGGGAUCUUGUUGCCGAAUACUGGUGUGGUGUGUUGGAGGCGAGGAGGUGUUACGUAUCAGGGCUACACCCCACCCGCCAAUGUGUUGCAUUUUCCAUCCAUAUCAAUGCCACUCGCAAAGGCUGAACCGGUCCCGCAGACUCAUCGCCAAAACUUUUUAUCAAGUAUAGAUGAAGAUGUAUAUCAUGCAUAUGACCCGGACAUGUCUCGAGGAAUGCCAGUUGGAAUUCAGCUCAUGGGCCGGCGAUUUCAAGAGGAGAAACUGCUUGCCAUGGCACAGGCUGUCGAGUUCUCAUGCUCAAGAGCAUCUUUAACAAGAACGAAAGCAUGUCUCUAA
This is a messenger RNA of Malassezia globosa CBS 7966, 1665 nucleotides long. RefSeq lists its product as uncharacterized. The transcript has a single exon. Bases 1 to 1665 code for a protein of 554 amino acids. NCBI's taxonomy places the organism in Eukaryota, Fungi, Basidiomycota, Malasseziomycetes, Malasseziales, Malasseziaceae. The record is from RefSeq and is a predicted model, not a curated record.